AUGAAAUCGAUUUUGAAGAAACGCGGUAUUCAAAAUGGCAUACCGUCGCCAGUGGUUGGUCGCAGAGGAUCAGCACCUCUUGAGGACUGGUCGGUGGGUUCGUCAUCGAAUCGCGCCGCAACGCCAGCAUUUCCGGUGCGGAGGGAAACACCGCUUCCAUACCACCCGCUUUUAUUCGAAGGUGCGAAAGAUGUAAUGCCUCCAAUGCAACCCAUCAAUAUCAAUUACAGGUCCGCGUCGCCUCGCUCAGGCUAUUACGCAUCGAGCCGUCGCACAUCAAUGUCAUCAACAGGUUUCUUUUAA
Messenger RNA from Gongylonema pulchrum, 303 nucleotides. The record is from the annotation of a GenBank genome assembly. NCBI's taxonomy places the organism in Eukaryota, Metazoa, Nematoda, Chromadorea, Rhabditida, Gongylonematidae.